AUGAAGACCAAGUACGAAUGGGGCCGAAUGGUAAUUAAGGACAAAAGAAUGAACAAGCCACAAAAAGAGAACAAAUCAUUGAAAAGUGUUUUGGAAACCACAGAGGUUGACUCCCUGGUUGAAGCCGCAGAAAUAAUUGAGUACGACUUUUCGCAGAACACGUCAAUAAAAGCGCUUACAAUGGUGGAGGGAAAAGAGGGAAUCAAAAUACCCCAGAAACCAAGAGAGACGGUUGACAGAGAAGAUUACAAGAAUGAAGAAAGAAAGGCGUUUAACCAAUGGAAGCUAAAUAUGAAUGCACUUUUAAACAACAAAGGAUCAAUUACGCCGUAUGAAAGAAACAUUAAUGUAUGGCGGCAGCUUUGGUUUACAGUAGAACAGAAUGAUUUGAUUGUACAAAUUGUUGAUGCAAGGAAUCCUUUGCUAUUUUACACCGAGGAUAUAGUUAAGAUUGCGCCAACUAAAAAACAUUAUCUUCUUCUAAACAAAUCUGAUCUGCUAACAGACAAGCAGAAGAGCAUGUGGAGCGAGUAUUUUACAGAGAAGCGCAUAGAGCACUUUUUCUACUCGGCGGUGGAGGACCGGUCAGAUGAGCUUCUUCGUGUGUGGGAUUCUCUAUUAAAAGACGGUGUGAAGAAGAUAGGAAUGAUUGGGUAUCCGAACGUCGGUAAAAGUUCUACAAUCAACUCUCUGUUUAAAAAACAGGUGGUAAAAACCAGCAUUGUUCCCGGAAAGACAAAGAACGUGCAGACACUGCAGUUGGACUCAAUGGUUAUAUGUGACUGCCCAGGAUUGGUCUUCCCCACGUUUGUAGCGGAAAAGCAAGACCUGCUUCUUAAUGGAAUUCUUUCGCUUGACCACACCAGGGACAUAAAAGACUGUAUUAAAGCUAAUAGUUGAAAGAAUAGGAAUAAGAAAGCUCUGCUAUCUUACAAAGAUAAUUGAGUUUGUAAAUGACUCCAGACGAACAAUUGAAGAAAAUUACUUAUAUUAUCUUAAGAAAGCAACAGGGUGUGCAGAAGAAGGAAAGCUUAUUAAGAUGGUAAUAAAGGAAUACAUCAAGGGAACAAUUAAAUAUGUUCAUCCAGUGCCAGGAAACGAUCCAUUUUCAUUUAAUGAGCACAACCACACUGUACCAGACAACUACAUUAUAGAUUCAGAAGUCAACUACGAUUGGUAUAAAAAUGAGAAAAAGGAACAGAAAAAAGAAGAAGAGAGCAAAAAAACAAAAGAAGAGCUCUUAUACACAAAAAAGCACUACUUAAAGAAAGGACUGGAAAGAGUAUUUAAAACAAAGAGAUAGCCACUUAGAUAACCCAAAUAAAUUAUUAUAAAACCAAU
This is a messenger RNA of Nematocida parisii ERTm1, 1341 nucleotides long. RefSeq lists its product as uncharacterized. Bases 1 to 900 code for a protein of 299 amino acids. Gene Ontology annotation, molecular function: GTPase activity; GTP binding. The transcript has a single exon. Gene Ontology annotation, cellular component: cytosol. Lineage: Eukaryota; Fungi; Microsporidia. The record is from RefSeq and is a predicted model, not a curated record.